This is a messenger RNA of Musa acuminata AAA Group (dessert banana), 3448 nucleotides long. RefSeq names its product pentatricopeptide repeat-containing protein At5g59600-like. Gene Ontology annotation, molecular function: protein binding. The record is from RefSeq and is a predicted model, not a curated record. The transcript has 3 exons. Bases 1077 to 2453 code for a protein of 458 amino acids. Lineage: Eukaryota; Viridiplantae; Streptophyta; Magnoliopsida; Zingiberales; Musaceae.
AGAGCGUGCUCAACUACAUCCAGGCGGUAAUCCGUUCUUUCUCUUCGAUUCUGGGACUUCGAAGCUCUUGUGGGCUUAUUACAGUUCCCAGGGGAAGAUCCGAGAUGUGGGAAACAAGGAUGGUGCAGGACGACAUCAUCAGCCACAGCACCAUCGAGAGGUUGUCCAUCCAGAGGAACGCGGCCCUAUCACUGAGAUGCUCUUUCCGAUGGUCGACAGCAAAAGGGCAUCUGAUGCCCGAUGCGGCAGCAUCACAAUAUCACAGGCAACGAGAAGGAUUAAGAGGAAAAAGUAAUAUCAAACAAAUUCGCCUACAACAUCGUCUAAACCUUCAGGGAGGUGCUUGCGUCUUCUAACAAACCAGCUAUUGCACAUGGUGCACCAUGGAGCACUGUAACUCAAAGCUAGUCACCAGGGAUGCGGGCUCCAUCGCCGCCACGGGCAGAGCCGGGUGAUGCCAUCCCUCCGGCGGAGACGCCGGCGACGACGUCUGCGAACCGCCGCCGUCACCUUUAUCCUCCCCCGCGGAGUUUGAUUCUUCGGCGUCCCACAACGGGGAAGGAGACAGAAGGAGCGGGGACAACAAGGGGAUGGGAGCGGAAGCAGCGGCGUCAUCGGCUCCCAUCACGAAGGCCGUGUUGCGCUUCGUGGCGUCGAGCUGCAGCGUCGCCGGUGCUUGCUUCUGGAGCCGGCUGGAUGGCUUCUUGCGCUCGUUGCCGGCCUUGGUAUCAAUUAGUCGCGGGAUCUUGACCUCCAUGGUUGAUCACGAGAGCGGAAGGAUGCGAGGGAGAAGAUGAUGCGUCAGAAGGUCUCGGGUGGCGAGAGGAAGAGGUUAUAUUUGUCGUCACCCCCCCACAUGCCAAGGCUUCGGUUGCGGUAUGAGAUCGGCGAACGUGAGGUGGAUAGAGGAGUCUUUGGUUCGAUGGACGCCGCUGUCCUCACAUAAUAUAGCAAGUCCUGCCCAGAUCCAAACGGGAGGCCGCCUUGGUCUCGGUCAGACUAACUGUCACUCCUCUUCUGCGUCCAUCCAUCCCUCCAUGGCAUGAGUCCACGGUGCAGCAGUUAUAUCCCAGGAGAUGUCCAAGACAGAUGCCAGCCGAUGGAUCGCCCUCAUCAACCAUUCCUCCCGUCAGGGCCUCCACCGCCGCACCCUCCACCUCUUCCACCAGAUGCGCGGGCAAGGCUUCGCCCCGCACCGCUGCAUCCUCCCCAGCGUCAUUCGAGCCUGCGCCCGCCUUGCCGAUCCGGAUGCCGGCCGAGCUUCGCACGCCGUCGCCCUCCGUUCCUCGCUGGACCGCGACGCCUUCGUCCGCAGUGCCCUGAUCGACAUGUACUGCAAGUGCCGGCGAGUUCCCGACGCCCGCCAUGUGUUCGACGCAACGCUUGACAAGGAUCUGGUCGUCUGGAAUUCCGUGGUUUCGGGCUACGCCCACCAAGGCGCGGCAGAGGCCGCCAUGGUUCUCUCCAUCAAGAUGAGGUCUCUGGGGGUAAAACCAGAUCUCGUAACGUGGAACGCCCUCAUUUUCGGGUUCGCUCACAAGGGCGAAGAUGAUACAGCUAUGGACUUGUUGAGGACGAUGCAGUCCGACGGGGUCGAUCCCGACACGUUUUCCUGGACCUCGAUCGUAUCUGGGUUGGUGGUCAAUUUCAACUACGGCAAGGCAUUCGAGAUCUUUAGGCACAUGGUGAAGACUGCAGGAAUCCGGCCGAGCUCUGUGACGAUCAGUAGUCUUCUGCCGGCGUGCGCCGACCUGGUGGAUUUGAGACGCGGGAAAGAGAUUCACGGCUACGCCCUGGUCGCGGGAGUUGGACGGGACUUGUACGUCGGCAGUGCGCUAAUCGACAUGUACGCCAAAUGCGGCCUCGUGGCUGAAGCGAGCAAGAUCUUUCAUGACAUGAAGGAGAGGAACACGGUGUCAUGGAACUCGAUGAUAUUUGGGUACGCGAAUCAGGGGCACUGCCACGAGGCCAUCCAGCUUUUCGAUCAGAUGGAGGGUGAGAGAGCGAAACCAGAUCAUCUGACGUUUACAGCGGUUCUCUCCGCUUGUAGCCAUGGCGGAAUGGUGGAGCUGGGCAAGAGCUUGUUCCGGUUGAUGGAGGAGGCACACGGGAUAGAGCCGAGGUUGGAGCAUUACGCUUGCAUGGUGGACAUGCUAGGCAGAGCUGGGGAGUUCGUGGGGGCCUGUCGCUUGAUCGCAGAGAUGCCCAUGGAGCCAGACGCGUUUGUGUGGGGAGCGUUGCUGGCGACGAGUCGGAAGCACGGCAACGUGGAGCUCGCUGAACUGGCAGCUUCGCAUUUGUUAGAACUCGAGCCAGAGAGCGCAGGGAGCUGCGUGCUUCUGUCGAGCGCUCUGGCGGAUGCUGGGAGGACAGUAGAUGCUGCCAAGGUGAAGAAACUAAUUAAGCGACGGAAGAUGAGGACGUUGAUGGGGUGCAGUUGGAUGCAAAUGUAAUAGGGAAAAAACCGGGAACAGGGAAUCUUGCUGAAUGUACUCGGACUGAAGAGAGAGUAACAUUUGUUGGUGCUGUGAAACAAAGGCAUGCGUGUAAGCUACCAUCUGCUCUUGCAGCAGCUUGACAAACAUGGUGAGUUAAGUCUGACGUUGUGAUGGCUGCUGCUCCAUCACCAUACAACUACAAGAUGAAGACAAAACUAGCCUCCGGAUGAAGCACAAGGUGAACUAACUUGCUAUAUCUCAGACCAAUUCCACUAGUAUGACUAGUAAAAAAUCUUCUAGUUCUAGCUGCUAUACUCUAGAACAAUCUACCUGCUGAAGCAUUUGGCGUUUACAUCCUUUCCUAUGACCCUAGUCUACAAUCAGAAAGUCCUCCCAGUUAAUUAUGGCUUAUCUAAGCCAGGCUCACAACAUCACAGUCGUAUCACAUCUAAGGUUUGUCGUGAUUAAACAACCCCCUUGCAAUUCAUUCUCCCUCCCUCACUAAAUCUUAUUACCACAUUUAUGGUUUAACUUCCAUUUUUACCAUUUGCCUCAUCUUGCUCCUAUUCUAAUUCAUUUGGCUACAUGCAUUCCAUCUCUAAUGUAGAACUGCAAUUCUGGAAUCUUGCUCCUUUUUUUUCAGUGACAUUUCUAUUUAAAGAGGAGACUGUUGACCAUCUUCUCUCUUCUAUACAAUAGUCUAGCAUAAUUAAUAUUUAAUCCCUCACUUUUGGCAGUUAUAAGCUCCAUAAAUUAAUUUGCCCAUCAACUCCUUGUUCUGGAUGGUGAAUUAUCUGUACUACGCAUGAAGCCAGUUCUUCCUGAAUGUAAACCACCAUCCCUCUGUUAACAGGGUUGUAAGAAUAGUGUUAUGGGGCCAACAUGCACUUCAGAAAACCAUAACAAAUAUAAGUUUUGUGCUCACCAAAGAUUAACUUCAAUACUGCUGUAAUAGAACAAUGCACUUGAAUAAUGACGAAGAAAACAUAGUAAUAAACCUCCACUUAUUA